Messenger RNA from Xenopus laevis (African clawed frog), 3173 nucleotides. It is a transcript of the gene rasgrp3.L, whose product is annotated as RAS guanyl releasing protein 3 L homeolog. Bases 176 to 2254 code for a protein of 692 amino acids. The record is from RefSeq and is a predicted model, not a curated record. The transcript is spliced from 17 exons. Lineage: Eukaryota; Metazoa; Chordata; Amphibia; Anura; Pipidae.
CGCUCAGAGGAAGCAGCUGUUCAUUUCAUGCUUUAACACUUGGCCACUACACACACACGUAGUGGGGAUGUUUGUGGAAUACCCCUGUAGAGAAACACACACUGGUUUCUGAACAUAUUUAUCUCAGCUAUGGUAUUUUGGAGAUCAAUCGUAAAUUAUUGAUGAAGGAACGGAAAUGGGAUCCGCUACUUUAAAAAAGGCAGCUUCAUUGGAUGAACUUCUAUACACAUGCAUUGAGAUGUUUGAUGACAAAGGGAAUGUUGACAGCAACCAGUUACCACGGAUUGUCCUGUUAAUGCAUCGAUGGUAUUUGCCUUCUACUGAACUUUGCGAAAAGCUUCUUUCAAUCUAUCAUAAUGCCAGUGGAGAGCACUGCAAUGAACAUCGAUUAAAGACAUGCUAUUUUAUAAGAUACUGGAUUUUAGAGUUUCCUGCAGAAUUCAAUUUGGAUUUGGGCUUGAUUCGACUGAUGGAAGAGUUCAGAGAACUAGCAUGCAAGCUGGGACAUGAAGAACAUAUUAGUCUUAUAGACAUCUCUACCAUCCCAUCAUAUGACUGGAUGCGAAGAGUCACACAGAGGAAAAAAACAUCAAAGAAGGGAAAGGUUUGUCUUCUGUUUGACCAUCUGGAGCCCGUUGAGUUGGCAGAGCACCUAACAUUUCUAGAAUAUAAAGCCUUUAGGAGGAUAUCAUUUACAGAUUACCAAAGCUACGUCAUCCACGGGUGCCUAGAGGACAAUCCAACCUUGGAAAGAUCGAUCGCUUUAUUUAAUGGGAUCUCUAAAUGGGUGCAACUUAUGGUACUCAGCAAACAAAGCCCACAGCAAAGAGCACAAGUUAUAACCAAAUAUAUUUACAUUGCACAGAAAUUACUUCAGCUCCAGAAUUUUAAUACGCUGAUGUCUGUGGUUGGUGGACUAAGCCACAGCUCCAUAUCCCGACUCAAAGACACUCAUGCCCAUCUCUGUGCAGAUGUUACAAAGGUCUGGAAUGAAAUGACUGAGCUGGUCUCAUCUAAUGGAAACUACUGCAACUAUCGAAAAGCAUUUGCCGAGUGUGAGGGAUUUAAAAUUCCUAUUUUAGGGGUUCACUUGAAAGACUUAAUUGCCGUGCAUGUCAUUUUUCCAGAUUGGAUAGAUGACAAUAAAGUUAACGUGGCUAAAAUGCAGCAGCUGUAUGUAACCCUUAAUGAACUGGUUUCCCUUCAGAGUGCCUCUCACCACCUAGAGACCAGCAUGGAUUUGAUCAAUCUGCUAACGUUGUCACUGGAUUUGUAUCACACUGAAGAUGACAUUUACAAGCUCUCCUUGGUGCUUGAGCCGCGGAAUCCUAAAUCGCCAACUUCCCCAACAAUUCCGAACAAGCCAGAUGUACCACUCGAUUGGGCAGCAGUAGUAACUACAAAGCCUGAUCCCAACAUUAUCAGCAAGCACAUCCGCAAACUUGUUGAGUCUGUUUUCAGAAAUUAUGACCAUGAUCAUGAUGGAUACAUUUCCCAAGAGGACUUUGAGAGUAUAGCUGCCAACUUCCCUUUCCUGGACUCUUUCUGCGUUUUAGACAAAGACCAAGAUGGACGAAUCAGCAAGGCUGAAAUGAUGGCAUAUUUUCUGCGAGCUAAAUCCCAGUUUCAUUGUAAACUGGGGCCUGGAUUUAUUCACAACUUCCAAGAAAUGACUUAUUUAAAGCCAACGUUCUGUGAGCACUGCGCAGGAUUUCUGUGGGGUAUAAUCAAACAAGGAUUCAAGUGCAAAGAUUGUGGUGCGAACUGUCACAAGCAAUGCAAAGAUCUGUUAGUAUUAGCAUGUCGGAAGCAUUCCAGAGGAACCUCCACUACCCGGAAUAAUGGCUCUCUGCCAAGCAGUCCAUCAUUGGCCCCAGCUCAAGAUGAAGUUUUUGAAUUCCCAUCAAGUGGAAGAGAACAUCAGGAUUUGGAUGGAAGAGCUAUCACUCUGGUUACUGGCUCUGUUAGAAAGAUUUCCGUGCGUUUGCAGCGUCCCACCACUAGCCAAGCAACCCAAACAGAUCCAGUGUGGCCUGAUUCUGCCUGGAGUGACAGCGGAUCUCAUACAUUUCCGAAAAUGAAAUGCAAGUUCUAUGGAAAGUCUUCAAAAAACAAAGCAUUUGCCAAAUGGGAGAAUGAAAACUCAAGCUUGGAAAGCAACAUGGACAUUCUUGAAGUAUACACUACUGAAAAUACCCCAGAGCAGACUGAAAUACAAACCAAGGAGGAGAUACAAAAGUAUGAGGAUAGCUGAUUUACUCUUUCUUUCCGUGGAUGUCCUGUGAAGACAAUACCUUUGGCUGGAAGAAGACAUAAGCAAUUGUAUUGAAUGAUCUGAAAUCUUCUUGGCAAUAUUUGUUGCCCCCAUGCCUGUAACAAUGCACUAUUUCUUCUCUAGUACCAGGAACAUGCCUCGCCUUCCACCACUAACUACAUUAGGAGUGGAAGAACCUCAACAGAAGUGUAAUGGAUCUCAAAGAUAUUCACAAUCUUCAUUUUCUCUGUUCAUUAUUCACACUACAUUCCGUGUUUAAAUAAUAUUGUAACUGUGUAAAGAUAUGAAUGAUAUUUAUUUUUUCUGAGAGCAAGUGAAGAGGAAACUGCCAAGGACUGUUUUUAUUUUUAAUUCACGUGUUAUAGUCGUGUGCUCAAGGUAUUUCAAUAAUGAUAAAUAUUGAACAAAUAAUAGCAGAUAUGUAGAAAGGCAGCAGAGAGAAGACAAGGGUUUUUGGAAAUAUGCAAUAAAAGUGGAAGGUCAUUAGAGGACCAGUAAAUCUACUAGUUGAUCCGACCUAAAAUAUUUUUUUUUUUUAUUUGCUGGAGGUUACUUGUCUAGGCAAUAGUCUAUAUAAAACAGCAGUUAGGUCUUUCUCAACUGCCAUAGGGUACUUGAGGUUAUUUUGUAUACUCCCUUGUUCAACAUGAAUUCAGUGAAUAGGGCUUGUGUCGAACAAAGUCCUUGCAAGUACUUCCUGCUUCUUGCGAGUAAGAUAAUUCAAUUCACAGUGCACAGAUAACCUUGCUGGAUGGCUGGAUGUUGUAAAAGCAAAAUAAUGCUCCUUAGAAUUAAAAACCAAGAGCAAAUGGAUUUUGAAAUGAAUAGAAUAGGCAAAAUGCAUUUUAAGCCUAAAUUAUAUGUGCCAGUAACUGAUUGGUUACUGCCUGGUAGUGGA